CACGUGCCCGUAUACGUCAGAGGUCAGAGGGCCAGUUGAAGGAGACAAGAUGGCAGCCUCGUCCAAGAAGGUUUUGGAGGUGUUUGUGUCCAGAAUCCCCUGGACCAUAGCCAGCAAGGAGAUGAAGGAGUAUUUUGGACAGUUUGGCCAAGUGAAGAGGUGUUUCCUUCCAUUUGACAAAGAGACGGGCUUCCACAGAGGGUUCUGCUGGGUUGGAUUCUCCUCAGAGGAGGGACUGAACAACGCGCUGCAGAAGGACCCUCAUGUUAUUGAAGGAGCAAGGCUUCAGGUUCAAAGGAACAGACGUCCCUUCGAAGGACAGAAGUCCAACAAAGAUGGACAUCUUGACUGAAACCUAGUGGUUCUGCUGAGCAGAUAAGACCAAACAGAUGUUUUUUUUUUGUUGGACUCCUUCAUUCCUGCUGUUUUAUGAAUAAACCAUUCAGACGGAAGCACGAUCAACAUGUCUGCAUGGAUCCCAACAUCAGAAGGAAUUUCUUCAUCAUCCAGUCCCACUGGAACUGAGCCUCAAUGUUACUGUCAGUUUUUUAAAGGGGUGCCCACCGAUAAAUUCUGGAUUCAUUGUGAGGAAUAUUUCUCUCCAUCACAUCCUGUCAGUUUUUUUCAGGCAAUAAAAAUAUUUAUUGCUACUA
Messenger RNA from Fundulus heteroclitus (mummichog), 653 nucleotides. It is a transcript of the gene slirp, whose product is annotated as SRA stem-loop interacting RNA binding protein. The transcript has 4 exons. Gene Ontology annotation, molecular function: RNA binding. Lineage: Eukaryota; Metazoa; Chordata; Actinopteri; Cyprinodontiformes; Fundulidae. Bases 50 to 352 code for a protein of 100 amino acids. The record is from RefSeq and is a predicted model, not a curated record.